AUGGAACGAGGGUACAGUUUACAGUGCGAUCAGUACAAUGGGAUUCUGUCUCUUGUUCAGCAGCAGAAGGUACUUUGGGUUACAAAUAGUAUAAUCACUGCACUUAAGUCUCCACAUUUAUUUGCUUAUUUUUGUUAGUCACUCUUGGAAGAGCUUACUAUGUGUUUGAGUUUGAAGAGUACUGUUGCAUGUAAUCUUAGAAUUAUGAAAUGAUAAUGUACAUGUACUAGCCUGUGUUGGUGCAUUGCUUUUCUGGUUUCUUGAAUUGGGCUUUUUAUUCCAGUACCACAGUUCUCAAAGUGGAUUGAGUUUCUUCUCAUUAAGAGGAAUUUUUUGCUUGUUUGACAAUUUGUGUCCAUCUUGAUCACUCCUGUUCAAAGGUUCCACAUGGAUCCUUAGAACUGACUGGGUUUUUUGAACUGUUUCUUUUUUUUUUUAAUUUUGAACAGAAUGCAAAUGCUUCAGCUUCUAAAAAAGCAAGUAGCAGUGCAGGUCGUAGCAAGCUUCAACCACCUGCUGUGGAUGGGGUAUCUGUGGCCUCUCUUGAUGAUAACAGCAUGGAUGAUUCUGAGGUGAGGCCUUCCUUAAACAGAGUCAAUAUCUGAGAAAAUUAAAACAGAUUGCAGCUUGUGAAAUCAGGACAUUUGUUAUGAGAUGUCUUGUGUUCACAGCCACUUGUGUGAAAUUACCAUUUAAAUAAAGUUAAUUCUGAAAAUCUCCAUCUUUUUGGUAUAGAUGGCUAAAGUUUUAAGUAUUCAAAGAAGAGGUGCAGAAUUUUCUCUGGUCAAAUUAGCACAUCAUUUUGGAAGCUUGCUACCAUCAAAGUUACCCAAACUGUGGGAGGCAGUUGUGGGGCCUUUACAGCAGAUAACAAAUGGAAAUUCAUUUGGUGAGUACUGCACAUGGGCUCAUUGAACUUGAGUCAGGGGAUUUCAUACUUAAGGAUAUUUAAAAGCAAUUAAAUGAUUUUGCUUGAUUUGAGUGUUAGCAGAAUACUUUUGAAAUUUGUUAUUAGUGUUACUGUAGUUUGGAGUAGUGGUGUAUCUUGUAAAGAUUAUUCCAUGGAAAGUGCGCACAAACACAUUUAUUCCCAAGUUGUGAUGCAUCAAUUUCAUACAUACUGAGAUAUUUUUCAUACGGACCAUUGAAGAUUGGAGGCGAGCAACUGUGAUAAACAAUAGUACAGAGGAAAUUCCUCGAGCCACUCAUGGAAGUCUAGCUUACAUGUUUGACUUUUGAAAUGAUACAACUAAUGUGUCACGAGAGAGACUGAAUAGUAUAAUGUAGAAUUCUAAAGCAUUAAAGAUUAGGACAUAUUUACCUCAAUUCUUAAAUAUCUCUUUUCAUGUUCUUAUUUUCUUUUUGUCCUAGAUCCUGACAAACUUAUUGGUCUGGAUAAUGAAGCCCAAAAUCUGAUAAACUGCUUACAAGUUCUUGAAGUAUUGACACCUGCAAUGCAUGUGGAACUCUUAUCUAAGGUAACAUUGAACACUACCAGCAACUUUCCUCAUUUUGGGUUUUCUCAGUGAGCUUGCAUAUAGUGCCAUUUGGAAAGGAGGUCUUCACAAGAUGUUGUGCUCUUUCCCUCUAGUGGUUACAAUGGCUUUGAUAUUCUUAUCAACAUGAAGUAAACUAGUCCUAAUCUUUAUUUUUGCCUUUUAGAUUUUAGAUUUGCUCCCCAAUAUAGUACUGUGCCUUCAGCACCCUUACAGUGCAGUGCGACACUUGGCAGCCAGGUGCCUGGGUGUGCUGUGCACUGUGUCCACUGAAGAUACCAUGAAGACAGUGGUAAAGGAUAUCUUACCACUGAUGGGCACUGCUGAUGUUAUCAGGAACCGACAAGGAGCUAUAGAAGCUAUAUCUUGUAUCCUUAAAAAGCUGACAACAAUUGUUAUGCUCGAGAAAGUUAUCGUAGGGCACCAAAACUAAUGCAGAAAUGACGUUUCCGUCUAAAUUUAGCAUAUAUUGGCUGUGUACAGAUGUGGUAUGAAUGAUUCAAUUAAAGAAAAAUUUCAGGUCGGAGGAUUUUUGGUCGUGUCACAAUAAGAUUUACCUGUUUCCCCCACCCCUUUAGCUUUGUAGUAUUCUUAUUACUCCCCUCCCCCCCUUCAUUGGCAGUUAAUUUUCCAUAGUCCCCUAUAGACUGAUCCUUCCUCAAUUCCCCCAGAAAACCGAGUGAUCCCUCCUAAAAUCCUCCCCCUUAUCCACGCCCCCGACGAUAAAUGGUGACUGGUCCAUUUCUGCUCGCCAUUUUAGAGUGAAGCUUAUUUUCGCUGUGUUUUCACUAUACACACAUAUGUUGGUAUCCUUAACUGGUUGCUUUACAUCAGGUGUAAUUGAUCGGCUCGGAAUGGGUGCGGUGCCUUACGUUGUUCUCCUGGUUGUGCCUGUGCUCGGACGGAUGAGUGACCAGUGCGAAGAUGUUCGACUCAUGGCCACAUACUGUUUUGCCACACUUAUUAGGCUUAUGCCUCUUGAGGUAUUUAGGUUAACUUGUAGUUUUAGUAGUUUUAAGUCUUUCACUUUGACAAUGACUGAGCGCAUUACCAUGCUACAUUUUACGCAGCUUGCUAUUGUCUGCCUUGUCUUUUAUUUUGUCGGAAUAUACCCUGUCCAUCUAAGCGAGAGGUUUGACAGAAAUGUCAUUGUUUAAUGUCAUGGUUUGAUGGUCCGUGUACAUCAUCUUUGUCGUAAUGUUCUUGGUUGGAUGACACCUCUAAUGGGAACGGAGGUAAAAGAACAAAGAGGACAUAUAUCUCACAACUUGAGAUUUUUAUGUGAUUCAUACUGAAGUGUUCGUAAUUUUAUUUCGACGGAGCUAGGAUAGAAAGACAUGCAGUCCUAAACUGGAACUCUUUGACUAUUUUAUUAGUUCCUUAAGUCUAUAUUCAUUUUCCCUAAUUUUCAACUGUUGUUUUCUUGAAGUCUGGUAUUCCUGACCCACCCCGCAUGUCCAAAGCUAUGGUGGAGCAAAAGCAGAAGGAACGAAAAUUUCUGGAGCAACUUUUGGACGGUAAAAAGGUGGAGAAUUACACUAUUCCUGUUCCUAUCAAAGCUGAGCUGAGAAAAUAUCAACAGGUAGGGUGCUACAGGAAAACAGCGGAAAGAAAGCCUUUAUUCAUGUUGGAAUUAUGAACUAGUGAUCUGUAUUUGAAAUGACAUAUUGAACGGUGUGCGACGAGGGUAGCUUGUCUCCCAUCGAAGGUAGCACACAGUCUGCCGAAGCUCACUAUCAUUUACAGAUUUGAAGGGUGAGGGAACAGUUGGCAUAAAGUGCAAUUUAAACUGCAGCAUUUAGAAAACGUAUCUAUUUGAUUUCAUUAAAGCCGAGAUAAGUCUACCAAAACUCAGUGAUGUCGGGCAUCUUGUUGGGAAUGCUCAGAUGUUUUUUCAGUGUGAAGAAUAAUGGGCAUUGCUAGUGUCAUCUGUUUGAGUUUCUUCUACUUUGUUCAUAUUUAGGAUGGUGUCAACUGGCUGGCCUUUCUCAACCGUUACAAGCUGCAUGGUAUUCUAUGCGAUGGUAUCCUUCAUUACUUUUCCUUUUAAAACUUCGGCCCAAAUUAUUCGCGUACAUAAUUGACUCAUUUUCAUGUCACUAUAAAUUGCGUUCCAAGACCUCCUAAUGAUUGCAGAGUGCUGGAGGAGUUGAGUAAAGAACAGCACAGUUGAGUUCAGUUAAAUUCGAUAAAUCGGAAUAGCUCCGUCUGUUUUUUGGAUUCGAUUUGUAUCUUAACAGUGGGAUCAGACAUGGGACUUGGUAAAACUCUUCAGUCUAUUUGUAUCAUAGCAGGUGAUCACCAUGCAAAAGCUACGGUAUAUAAGGUACAGUAUUCGACUCCCAGGCAACGGAUCCAGUCUGGAUAAAGAUUGAAGUUGUCUUUUCCUUCUGGUUUCCUUAUUAGGGAGUGACAAGAGAUUAUCUUUAUUCUGGCAAAAUGUAGCAAUAACCAAGUCAAAAAGUUCUGCUCUAGGUUGAUUUUGCAAAUGAUCAGGAAUUCCAAAAAAAAAAGAGAAACAAAACAAAACAAAACAGAGGAAAGAGUACUGUACUAAAAUGUUCGUUCCAUGUUUGCCGUGAUUAUUCAGAUAAAGUCCUCUACGUUCUCUUACGGUUUAACGCUACCAUAUGAUGGCCACUUUCUGCUGCCAAACUUCUGGUCUUUUUUUUGUUUUAAGGUGAUGAGCCCCAUUAGGUGCACGUAGUAAUUUAAACUAUUCGCACAUAGGAAUGGGUCCAGUGUUAGAUCGAAUUCAAAUCAGUAACUACAUCGCGGGACAAAAGUGAGUGAACUUUCAAUCGUGUGAAUCACAGUUUCGACAUUUCUCUCUUUUUUCUGCACCGAAUAGGAGACGGGUAAUAGUGAUUGCAAACCUUUGCCUUCUCUCGUGAUUUGCCCACCAACACUAACAGGACAUUGGGUGUACGAGGUGGAGAAGUUUGUUAACAAAGAUUUCCUUAAACCGUUGCACUAUACAGGCCCGCCGUCUGAGAGACAGAGGUUAGUCCUGGGACUCUGUUUGGUGUUCGCUGACGGUGUGCAUUGCUUUCUAAGAAGUACAGCAAGUUGUUUGGUGUGUGUACAAAUACAAGUGUAGUUGAAAAUUCUGAGCGAGUAGUUUGAGGGGAAAUUUAAUAGUUAUAUUCGUGACUCUACGUAGAGGAAUAACUAUACCAGUUCUUGAACUGUUAGGAAAAGUGACGCCUGUAGCAACCCGCGGCUAUGAUUAUUGUCCAAUUCUUAUUUAAAGUCUAUUAGAAUUUGUUCCCCUUUACUCGGCCACUGAAAGCGAGAGACAGGUUCAAUAGGAACUUACCGAUCAAACUACACCCGUAGAACCUCAACAUUCGACCACUGAAAAUAAUUUUUCUUCUUUUCUCUUCUUAGACUUCGUAACAAGGUCAAAGAUCACAGUUUAGUCGUGGCAUCGUACGAUAUUGUAAGAAACGAUGGUGAAUUCUUCAGGUAAGGAGAGUUACCGAAGGGUAAAUAAAAAUACACAUUGUUAAGGCACAGCAGAUAUUUCAACGGAAUGUCUCGUUUGUUUCGUCCUAACAGAUCAGUGCACUGGAACUACUGUGUCCUUGACGAGGGCCACAUUAUAAAGAAUGGUAAAACAAAGGUAGAUUACGUCUUGGUGUUUCCUCUAGAGAGCAAACGUUGAGGAGACCUGACAGGAAAAAAAAAACUGGUCGAGACGAAGAUAUCGUUUAUUUGGCAUUCUCUAUAUGUUAUCUCUCUGACAGAACUUAAACAGGUUUUCUUUUUUAUCAUUGAAGUUUCAUUGAUGGUUAUUGCUUGAGAAUGAUUUCGAAUCGUCUGAAAUGGAACGGUAGCGAUGUAGUCCAGUAUUCAAAUUAAAGGCGGACGGUAAGAAGUUCCUACAAGUAUCAGCCCCUUUGAGCAGUUAGGACGGAAUCGUAAACAAGCUCUUUGUAAUGCAUCGUCAUUGAUGUCGACAUUGGUCGUGGUGGGUGGCUUAAGAUCCAGUUUUUCAAUUUGAUUUUUUUUGUCUUUCCUUCUAGCUUGCUAAAGUCAUUAAGCAGCUACGAGCCAGUCAUCGACUUAUACUCUCGGGAACACCAAUUCAAGUACGAAUUGAGGGGCUUUUAUUAAGCAAAUGAAGCUAUGCGAUUUAAAUAUGGGGAGAUGACUAGUCAAUGCACCAACAGUUGUUCCACAUGUAGAUCCUAAAGUCCUCUUCGUUUACAAACAAAGAAGUGGAUAAAUGUUUUCCUCUGCCUCGUAUACUGUUAGGAAAUGUCAGCAGCUUCUGUCGAACGGCAAAAUGUUGUUCAUGUUUCUGAAAUAUUGUGCGUCACAACAUUAAAAAUGAGACAAUUGAGACAUUGCUCGUUCUAAUGUGUCGUUCAUUUUGGUUUCAUUCUCACCAUACUUCUUUGUUAUGAAUUAUCUUUCCGUAUAGUAGCGUAAUUUUGUAGUUUUUUGUAUGGCUUUACUUCGUUCAGUCUUGUAAAGAUUUGAUACGGUGCGUUACGUUGAAAUGCUUAUGUUUUAUUUUCAGAAUAAUGUCCUGGAGCUGUGGUCAUUGUUUGAUUUCUUAAUGCCUGGUUUUCUCGGAAGUGAAAAGCAGUUUCAGUCUCGGUUUGGUAAACCAAUUCUACAGAGUAGAGACGCAAAAUCGUCCUCUAAGGAACAAGAAGCUGGUGAGUGUCCGUGAAUUGAGUACUAAGUAGCUAACACAAAGCCUGCGUGGCUUUUGGUCCGUGAUGAAAAAUAAGGCAGUAGAAACAUUUAAAUGAACGUCAGAGCUCCAAUCCUCUUUCCGCCACUCAAGAGUUCCACGAAGCCGCUAGUUACAUGUGUUAGCCACUUCAGCAGCCUAAAAUUCGGCUUAACUUUUGUUGAACAAAAAGGACAAUAGAUGUUGUGCCCCACCAGAAAAAAAGUGAAACCAGCCCCUGCAAGACGCUCUCGCUUUUCAGCUAUCAUAGAAAAUGUUGGAUGGUUUUACCCUUGAUUUUCCGCCGGCUUCACCCUUUUUAUUCCAAAGACCACGCCCUAAAGAAAGCGAGUUGUCCCUCCUCGGUAACGAUUUGGUAAAUAAGUAGAAAAUGGAAGGUCCUCUAGGAGUAGACUGUUCGCCUUUCAGUAAGAUUUCAAGGCGUUGUGGAUCAUAAAUGAGGUGAUACCGUGGUCUGUAUUGACACAUGUGUCCCAUUCUUAGGGGCCUUGGCUAUGGAGGCCCUUCAUCGUCAGGUUUUACCAUUCCUAUUGAGGCGCCUGAAAGAAGAUGUACUGCAAGAUCUUCCACCUAAGAUCAUUCAAGAUUACUACUGUGAACUGAGUCCGCUACAGGUCAGUCUGUUGUUAUGGCCAACAAUCAAAGUGCGCACUGGGGCGAUGUAUAAUGGUUUUCGACAAUACUUGAUAGUUGUCGACAGGAUAUGAAUAUUCAAGCAGCUGUGCGAAAGUUUCAAGGAUCUCCACCUUGUAUUUAGUGGUAUUUUUUUUGGAGAAUUUCCGAAAAUUGCCCUCCAGAUCGUUCCUCUCACUCAAGAAAAAUGUUUUUUCGUUUUACAGGUUCAGUUAUAUGAAGACUUCGCCAAGUCUCAGGUCAAGAAAGGUUUGGAGGAAACAGUUUCUCACAUCGAUGAAGAAAACAAAAACGAGAAAGCAAGCAAAGAUAAUCCUCACGUUUUCCAGGUUAGUAUUGAUUUCAUUCUUACUGCCAUACAACGUUUAUUUUACUCGUUUAAUUGAGAAUUUGAUCAUGGACACUAGUCUGUCCUCAGUGCUUACCACAAAUAACCUUAUGCAGUAUGAAUAUUCAUUCAAUCUGACAUGUAAAUAAUUCCCAGGCUCUUCAGUACCUGCGCAAGCUAUGCAACCACCCGCUUUUGGUGCUCACUGCCAAUCAUCCAGAAUACACCAAAGUUAUGGACCAAUUACAUCAACAACAUGUCUCCAUCCGGGAUAUUCAGCAUGCCGCCAAACUUGUUGCUCUCAAGUAAGUCAGGUUAUUUGUUAGUGUAACUUCAAGGCAUUGUGCGGUUACCAUAACAAUUAUAUUUUAACGGAUUGCUUACGGAUAGACUUUGAACUUUUGCAAGCACUCUUUUUAGACUGGCACGCCUAGAGUACCAUUGAUUUCUGAGUUCCUUAAAAAUGGCGGUUUCUUACUGGAAUGAAAUUCAUAAAAUCCCUCACCUAAUGUAAGGUCUUCUCUGUUUUCAUCCUUUCCUUGUAACCAGUUUAUAAAAACUACUGCGCAUUCUGUCACCCUGAUAGCAGCAUACUUUGCUUAGAGGUGAAAAAUGAAGUCAUUUUUUCCUAUCAAGAAUAUUCCCUCGUCAUAACAUAUGUUGGCGUUUAGGCGUUUGACCUUUAGCUGUUUGUGAAAAUAGUUUUGUUGGAUGUUCGCCUCAGGUUACUAUAGUUGAACUAAUUCUCUCUUUCUGUCUACAAAUUGAUCAACAGGCAGCUGCUGAUGGAUUGUGGGAUAGGAGUUAGCUCCUCAUCCUCAGGCUCCAGUGAUCUGUCUUCAGACCCUGUAGUGUCCCAACACCGGGUGCUGUUGUUCUGUCAGUUAAAGAGCAUGUUAGACAUCGUUGAAAAUGAUCUUCUUAAGUAAGAGCAAUCUUUUUGUUUUUUGUUUAAAUUGUUUUUUUUCGCCAUGCUGACUGAUAUUGCUGCAUUCGUCUUUGGUUUUUCCAUAUGACAAUUAACCAGAACAAGACUCUAUGUGUACUUGUUCGUGGGUAGUACCGUUACGUCUCAUGUUGUCGCUGUGGUGAUCGAACACGUUUAAAACAGUUUAUCUUUGUACGACGUGUUGCAAGGACAAAGUAUCAUUUUAUCAAACCUUCCUCAUUUAAUACGAAGUGAAUUGUCGGAGUGGCUGGUAAACCUUCUCAUUAAUAUUCAGCCUUUGGGGGUGGAAAGAUGUAAAGGUUUGAAACUUAGCCUGCUUCUUAUAUUCAGUUUGCUUUAUUCACGCAGAAAACAUAUGCCUACAGUGACAUACCUCAGACUAGAUGGAAGUACGCCUGCGGGCUCGCGUCACUCGCUCGUACAAAGGUGAGAAUUCUUUCAUUUGAGAUUUUUCGGUUCCGGUUAUUGGCCAUGGUCCAAUAUCUCGCGGAACAAAGGGAGGAAACGAUGGUCUGGUAUCCAAACAAUAUUACAAGACAACCUACAACAUAUAACCUAUACACACAAUUCCCGUAUUUGGUGCACGCCUUCCCCUAGAUAUCGUCUCGACAUUAGCAUACGUAAUUAAUCGUCACAACUAUAUGACAAGUACAUGACAUUUUCACAAGUAUGCCAUACCUAGACUGCUAUGCUACAGAUGGCUUCUCCACGAACAAAUCAUUGCCAGGUUUCUGUGAUGCACCCUGAAUGGGCCGACUGGUAACGAUUUACUGCUUUCAGCGCAUUUUUGGGAUAAUAAACGCGACGUUUAACAGAUUUUCUGUUACUUAGAGACUUAUUUUAUCCUAAGAUUUAACAACGAUCCUUCAAUCGACAUUCUAUUGUUGACGACACAUGUUGGAGGACUGGGAUUGAAUUUGACUGGUGCCGAUACGGUCAUCUUUGUGGAGCACGACUGGAACCCAAUGAAGGACCUACAAGUACGUAACUACCAACCUUUUGAACCUGUCCCCUCCCCCCUGUAUAUUCCGAUUUUCACCAACUUUGCUCAAGUUUUGUUUUUGGUAGAUGCGAUCAGUUGCCUUUUCUUGAUUGCUUCGAUCAUCUUUCUAGGCCAUGGACCGAGCUCAUCGUAUUGGACAGAAGAAGGUUGUAAACGUGUACAGAUUGAUUACACGGGGAACACUCGAGGAAAAGAUUAUGGGGUAGGUUUUAAAGCAGCACUAUUUGAAUCAUACAGCACAGUGCAAAUAGUUUUUUUUUACGUUACACUCUCGACGAGAAGCCUCCUUCUUUAAGCCAUUUAGAUAUCCUGAGAUAGGACUAACAUUAACGCUCGUUAAGUUUUUUCCGAAAGCGGGUGACGCUUGAAAAGUUAGCUUCUCAAACGUUUUUCCACUUUUUUUUUUAAUGUAAGUGUCUCACUUGCCCAUUGACGCAGCGGUAAAAGUUUAUUUAUGAAGGAAUAACGCUUAAUACACAAUUAUUCCACGAGCGCCCGUUGGAUAUGAGAUGACGGGCCUCGUCGGCGAUAAUCAUCUCAUAUCUAACAAGGGCGAGUAGAUUGACCGUUUUAUCAAAAAUGGUUUAAAUUAUAGAUAAAUAUUCCAAACUUCAUUUUGUAAGAAAAACGGAAUGUUACAAUGUAUAAAAACACUUCCGAUUUCACUCGUCUUCAUGCGCGCGCGUGAUGACUCAUAACUCAUGAUGGCUAAGCCAAUGAAAACUCUUAAAUUGCAUUAUCCAGCGAUCCAGUUUUUAAUAACAACUUGCAGUCAGCUUUCCAAUUUCCCCAAGGUGGAUAGAACAGUCAACACCUCUUUCGCGUCUUCCUUUGUUCUCAAACUUAUGAAAGACAUUCUCAUUGUCCGCUCGUUUCUAAACCUAAUUGUCAAGUGAUAACAUACUAUACAAUUAGAUAUUUUAUAAAUUGAGUCUUCAAGUCGGACAUUUUUUUUCUGUUAGACUCCAGAAGUUUAAACUGAACAUCGCCAACACAGUGAUCUCGCAAGACAACUCAAGCCUAUUGACCAUGGAUACUGGACAACUCCUGGAUCUCUUUUCAGUCGACCAAGAAAAGAGGAGAGAAAAACCAAGCGCACAACAGUCGAAUGCGACUGGGAAGACUUCGCUCAAAACUAUGAUUGAAAAUUUGGGAGAACUAUGGGACGAGGAACAGUAUGAAACAGAAUACAAUUUAGACAACUUCAUUGGUUCGCUGAAGUAAAAAAUAGUAUGCGUCAUUUUGGGAUAGAUGAUUGUCAGUUUAACAACCUGGCCUUAUGUCUGUAUUGGUAGAGGCGAAGUUGUUCUGGUCAUUGAAGUUUACCUUGGAGCAGCCAUAAAGAUUCAAAAAGGAGAAUCGAGGUUAAUCGAAAGGUUAAACACCUUCUUGGGUCGUUGCCCCACAUUUUGUGAUAGGAAGUUGGAAAUUCAAACAUUGCUCAGGAAGUUUCUUCAACAGUUUAUGAAGUGACAAAGAAAACAAAUAAGGAAACAGACAACCAAAACAAAUUUUGAUUUGACAUUCUCAAAUUAAAAAUGCCUCAGAAAAUUGACGAUGAUGUAAACAUUUUGGAAGUAAUAGGCUGGAUUUCAUAAAGUUAGCUCGCGUUUGCAUAUUAGUAAAAUAACAAGAACACAUUCAGAGUAAUUUGAACGUAGCAAGCGUAUAUUCGGGCGUUGGACGUCGCGCUCCAGGAAAGACACUGUCCUUUGUUUGUGAUUCAGAUCAAAUUCCCGCUUACGAAACGAAACAUUUUUGGUGAUGUCAAUUAGGCAUGUGGUGGAAUAAAGGUUUUCACUUUGUUAUAGUUGUAUUGUUUUGUUCCUUUUUUCCGUUAUGUCAAAGCUAGAAUUAUCGAUAGACCGGUCAUCACAGUUUACCUGAAUAGCGAACAAAAUCAAGAACUUUUUUUUGUGAUUAGUACCCGAAGUAUCCGUUUGAAUCUUCAGUAAGAAUGGCUACAAUCUAAGCAUUUGGAUGUGAAGUUCAAAAACUCCUACUCAAUUAGGAAUAAAGACUCGAUGAAUCCCAGUUAAACGAUGACUAGACCCAGGCAGGGUGGGGAACUGUUUGUGGAACUGUGGGGAACAGAAGGUUAAGGGAGGAUUUUGGAAUGUGUUCCAAUUAACGAACGAAUUUAACGAAUCUAAGCAGUCCAAGUCAAAGUUUACUCGAAGGUCACCAAGCGUAAAAUAAGGUGGGAAAUAUUUAGAACGGUCGUGAAAAUAACACAAAAACAAAAACUUCAAGAAGACCGAAUCCUGACUCGGCGCAUUACGCUCUCUCUGUGAUGCAAAUAGACUUGAACUCUUUUAAAAUUGUAAAUAAAGGGUUAAAUUACAGUCGUGAUCAAAUAAUUUUCGAGGGGAGACAAAAAGACAGAUAUCAUCAAGGUUAUUUCCCUCACUUCAUCCCUCCCCCCCUCCGAUUUCUCUGGCCCUUAACCGGUUAUUAUAGGCAAUAUUUGCGAUUGCACAAAAUGCUUUCUUGCGCUGUCUUAUGACUGAGAGAUGUGAAACCCUUACUACUCCGGUAACAGCAAAAAAAAUGCAAGCGGCCGAGCCACCAAGAUAUGCCACGAAAUAAACAUGACUAAGAGGAAAACAGAGUUUGGCAUGUACAUUAUUAACAGAUAAUCACGUUUUUUCUCGUACAAUUU
This is a messenger RNA of Pocillopora meandrina, 11779 nucleotides long. The record is from the annotation of a GenBank genome assembly. Lineage: Eukaryota; Metazoa; Cnidaria; Anthozoa; Scleractinia; Pocilloporidae.